Messenger RNA from Hevea brasiliensis (rubber tree), 3847 nucleotides. RefSeq names its product squamosa promoter-binding-like protein 1. Bases 531 to 3638 code for a protein of 1035 amino acids. NCBI's taxonomy places the organism in Eukaryota, Viridiplantae, Streptophyta, Magnoliopsida, Malpighiales, Euphorbiaceae. Gene Ontology annotation, cellular component: nucleus. The record is from RefSeq and is a predicted model, not a curated record. Gene Ontology annotation, molecular function: protein binding; DNA binding. The transcript has 10 exons.
AGAUUCCCAAACUCCAACUUGGCAAAAUAAGUGUACUGAAAACCCUAAUUUACUCUCUCUUUCAUAAUUUCCUCUCCCUAUAUGGUUCUCCCUCCCUCUCUCACAAUUCACAUACGCAAUCUCUCACCAAUCCUCCUCUGCCCAACGUCCCAUCUGCUCCUUUCUUUCGUUUGUUCGCUCAUUCGUUAAAAGUCGUUGUCUUGGUUUCAAGUUUCAUGAUGUUUUGUUAUCGACUGAUGGAAUCGGAAGAUGUGUUUCUCUUAUUUUGACGUGAUAAAUGGGUAAUUCAGGCCAACUCUUGUUUGGAUACAUGGAUGUCUUGCUUUACUAUCUUUUCAUUUCUGGGGGCAUACGGAGGAUGCCUAGGACUAGGAGUGUCUUUUUGGGGUUUAAUUUCAGUGGCCAUUUAUGUUCAACUUCGUGAUCUCUACGACAAAAUUCGUAUUGGAAUUCUGUUUGUUAAAUUUUGUAUCUUUAUUUAGUUGAGUUUUUUUUUUUUUCCCUCUCAAGUUUCUGUGCUUUUGGUAAAAAUGGAGGCUAAGAUAAGAGGAAAGUCUCAUAAUUUCUAUGGUCCAGUGGUGUCGGAUUUGAAGGCUGUUGGGAAAAAGAGUUUGGAAUGGGACUUAAAUGACUGGAAAUGGGACGGCGAUCUUUUUUCAGCUACUCCAUUGAAUUCCGUACCAUCAGAUUGUAGGAGUAGGCAGUUGUUCCCUGUUGGACCUGAAAUUCCAGCUAAUGGAGGGUUAUUCAACGGUUCAGCUUCUUGUUCUGAUAAUAAUGACUUGGGAUUAGAGAAAGAAAAGAGAGAAUUGGAGAAGAGAAGGAGGGUCGUUCUUGUUGAAGAUGAAGAUUUUACUGACGAGGCUGCUGGGUCCCUUAAUUUGAAGCUUGGUGGUCAAGCCUAUCCAAUCCUGGAUGAAGAUGCCAAAAGUGGAAAGAAGACAAAAUUUACUGGGACUGCUUCAAAUCGUGCGGUCUGUCAGGUGGAGGAUUGUAGGGCUGACCUCACCAAUGCCAAGGAUUAUCACCGACGGCAUAAGGUUUGCGAUAUGCAUUCCAAGGCCAGUAAAGCACUGGUGGGAAAUGUUAUGCAGAGGUUUUGCCAGCAAUGUAGCAGGUUUCAUGUUCUUCAAGAGUUUGAUGAAGGGAAAAGAAGCUGUCGUCGGCGUUUGGCUGGCCAUAACAAGCGGAGGAGGAAGACACAUCCUGAAAAUGUAGUCAGUGGAGGUUCCUUGAAUGAUGAAAACGGUAGUGGCUACCUAUUGAUAAGUCUACUUAGAAUUCUUUCCAAUUUGCAUUCAAAUAGCUCUGAUCAAACAAAGGAUCAGGAUCUUCUUUCUCAUCUAUUAAGGAACCUGGCCAAUAUUGCUGGUACAACUAGUGGAAGGAGCAUAUCUGGAUUGUUGCAAGAAUCUCAAGGUCGGGUAAAUGCUGGAACUACUUUUGGGGCUCUUGAAAAAGUGCCAGAUAUGAUUACAAAUGGUUCUGAAUCUGCCAGGCCUUCUACUUCAGCUUCUAAGAAAGAUGAUUGCACUAAUUCUCAGGACAUUAUGAGGCCUUUGGGCCAAUGUGGGACUGUACCUGUUUCUGAUUUGGCGCAGAAAAGAAUAUUCAACAAUGAUUUCCAGGGUGAAACUCCACAAGCCAUAUCAUGUUUGCAGUCCACAGCAUUGUUCCCGUUAAGAUGCAACCUUCCAACCAAAGUAAAUGAACCAGCAGAUGUAGUUGGGAGAAUCAAGUACAAUAACAUUGACUUGAAUAAUGUUUAUGAUGGUUCGCAAGACUGUACAGGGAACCUAGAUAUGUCUGUUGCCCCUGUAAAUCCAGUGACAGGGUCUGUCAAUUGCCCUUUAUGGGUACAGUCAGACUUCCAUAAAAAAAGUCCACCACAGAUGAGUGGAAACUCAGAUUCAACGUCUUCCCAGUCACCAUCGAGUUCCAAUGGAGAGGCACAGAGUCGCACGGAUCGAAUUGUUUUUAAACUCUUUGGAAAAGACCCAAAUGAUUUUCCUGUUGCUCUGCGUACACAGAUCCUUGAUUGGUUAUCUCACAGUCCCACUGACAUUGAGAGCUAUAUAAGGCCUGGCUGUAUCAUAUUAACAAUAUAUCUUCGCCUGGGAAAGCCUCAAUGGGAGGAGAUCUGCCUUAAUUUGGGCACCAGUUUGAGUAAGCUUCUUAAUGCAUCUACUGACUCUUUUUGGAGAUCGGGAUGGGUUUAUGCUAGGGUGCGGCAUUGUCUAUCCUUUGUUUACAAUGGUCAAGUUGUUUUAGACACGCCCUUACCUCUAAAGAGCCAUAAAAAUUGCAGGAUCUUAAGCAUCAAACCUGUUGCAGUGUCUUUAUCUGAGGGAACUCAUUUUGUAGUCAAGGGUGUCAACAUUUCUCGACCUACCACUAGGUUGCUGUGUGCUCUAGAAGGAAAAUAUCUGGUCCAGGAAAAUUCUUGUGACUUAAUGGAUGGUGCAGAUGCAAACAAUGAUUAUGAGAAGAUUCAAUGCUUUAGCUUUCCUUGCUCUAUACCAAACAUAACUGGAAGAGGCUUCAUUGAGGUGGAGGAUCACGGCCUUAGCAGCAGCUUCUUUCCAUUUAUAGUUGCUGAGCAAGAAGUGUGUUCGGAGAUCCGUGUGCUGGAGGAAGCAAUUGAGGUCAUUGAGACUGUUGAUGACGUUCGUAAAAAUGCUGAGAGCAUAGAAGCCAAGAAUCAAGCACUAGACUUUAUACAUGAAAUGGGUUGGCUUCUACAUAGAAGUCAGUUGAAGUUUAGGCUAGGUCACUUGGAUCCCAACUCAGAUCUCUUCCCUUUGAAACGGUGCAAGUGGCUUAUAGAAUUCUCAAUCAAUCAUGAUUGGUGUGCUGUGGUGAAGAAACUCCUGGUCAUUCUGUUUGAUGGAACAGUAGAUACGGGGGAACAUUCAUCAAUUGAGCUUGCAUUGUUAGAUAUGAAUCUGCUUCAUCAAGCUGUGCGGAGAAAUUGCAGACCUAUGGUGGAAUUACUACUAAAAUUUGUCCCAGAUAAACAAUUUGGUAGACGAGGACCAGAGCAAAAGCAUGGUGUGGAUGGGGAAAAUAACAACUUCAUAUUUAAGCCUGAUGUUGUUGGGCCAGCUGGGUUGACUCCUCUCCAUGUUGCAGCUAGUAAAGAUGGCUCUGAGAAUGUCUUGGAUGCCUUGACAGAUGAUCCUGGAUCGGUGGGAAUUGAGGCAUGGAGAACAGCUCGUGACAGUACAGGUUUGACACCUAACGAUUAUGCAUGCCUGCGAGGCUACUACUCUUACAUCCAUCUAGUCCAGAGGAAAAUCAAUAAGAAAUCAGAAAAUGGGCAUGUAGUGCUUGAUAUCCCUAAAGCCCUCUUAGAUUGCAACACCAAGCAGAAAGAUGAGCUCAAAUCAUCGAAAAUUGCUGGCUUGGAAAUUGGGAAGAUCAAGAUGAACACGAUGCAGCAGCAUUGCAAGUUAUGCGAACUGAAGCUGGCUUGUGGCCAAACAAGAACUUCAUUGGUGUACAGGCCGGCAAUGCUGUCAAUGGUUGCCAUUGCAGCUGUUUGUGUGUGUGUGGCUCUGCUCUUCAAGAGCUCUCCUGAAGUUCUAUAUGUGUUCCAGCCCUUCAGGUGGGAGUUGCUCAAGUAUGGGUCAAGCUGAGAUGGAUCUGUGUACUAAAUUUCCCAGCACUAGGCUAGGUUGGACCUUUUUUUAUUUUAUUCUUCUUUCAUUUUUCCCAGGAAAAUAACGUAGAAGUCCUGAUGAUGUGUAUAUGCAUUAAAAAUAGUUAAUUUAUAUUAGUAGUAUGGUAGGAAAUAUUAUACUGCUAAGUUGUGUAAUAAAUUUCUUUUAACUUUUUGGUCUCUCAA